Molecule: messenger RNA, 660 nt
Organism: Diutina rugosa
Lineage: Eukaryota; Fungi; Ascomycota; Pichiomycetes; Serinales; Debaryomycetaceae
Exons: 1
Coding region: 1-660 (219 amino acids)
Source: RefSeq, a predicted model, not a curated record
AUGCCCUCGCCGACACCUUUUAGACGCUGGCGGGGGUGUUUGCCACCCUNGACGCUGGCGGGGGUGUUUGCCACCCUCAACGGCACCGUCGCCCCCGCCGCCGACGUCGACCCCACCGCGUCCCAGGACGCCGACGCUGACGGCAAGGGCAAAAAGCCCCGCAAGAAGCGGGCCCCUCGCGACCCCGACGCCCCCAAGAAGCCGGUGACGCUGUUCUUCCUCUACCGCGACGCCGUCCGCGACCAAUUGAUGAAGGACAACCUCACCGAGGACGGCGUUCCCAUGACCAACGUCGAGUUCACCAAGUUGGUGUCGGAAAAGUGGAUGGGCGAGCCCGAGGACGUCAAGGCCAAGUACAAGGAGGAGUACACGCAGAAGUGGCUGCAGUACCAGAAGGAGUUGGAGGCGUACAAGCACAAGAAGGCGUUGGAGGCCGGCGACGCCGACGCCGACGCCCCCGAGGUCGUCGAGGUCGAGGAGCUGGUGACCGAGGUCGCCGCCCCGGAAGACGACGACGAGUCGGCGGAAGAACCCAAGCAGGAGCCCGCGGUGGAAACCAAGGAGAAGAAGAAGAAGCGCAAGUCCGAAGACAAGAGCAAGAAGACCGACGACAAGCCCAAGAAGAAGAGCAAGAAGAAGAAGUCGGAAAAGUCCGAGUGA